CUUACGGGCGCGAGGAAACAAACUUUUAAAUUCAAAUAAUAGGAGCUAUAAGCUAUCAAGAGUUUUUUCUUGUUUUCAGCAUAUUUAAAAUAUCUUUGUGUAAAUAGGUAGCGAUGAACUAUCGCCACUACGUAUUUUAUUAGUUAACCGCAUAGCUUUAAAAUCUAUAAAAAUAGAUUAAAGUAUUCAAUCAGUAGCAGGUUCAUUACUUACCUACUACCUAAUUAAACAAUAAUUAUUCGGAGAGUGGUCUUAUGAAAUGAAGAUUUUAAACAAUGGUUCAGAUUCAUAUUCUUCACCUGCACGUAACAAGAUUGAUUUCUCACCCCCAGAGCCCAAUGCAGGUUUCAAAAGUAGCAACACAGGCGACUGCAAUGCCGACGAGAUAACUUUUAAAAUCGUUGGAGACUUUGGGAACUGGCAGUUCUGGAUAAGUUUUUCCAUGGCACUGUUGAAGUUGCCAAUCGCUUGGUACCAGUUAAAUAUAAUUUUCAUGGCACCACCUCAGGAGUUCUGGUGCGCGAAGCCAAAAUCAUUUAUCAAGUAUACGGAAGAAGAGUGGCGAGAUGUGUGUGCUCCUAAAAUUGAAGAACAUCCAUGCUUGAUCUUCGACCCGGACAUACUACUUAUCGAACCGGAUAUGGACAGAUCGCUGAUUCCACUAGUGACUUGUCCACAGUUUGUGUAUGAUGCCACGGUAUUCAGCCGUACGAUUAUAUCUGACUGGAACCUUGUAUGCUCUAAACAUUGGUACAUACAUCUUACUCAAUGUAUUAUGAUGUGGGGCGUCCUCCUCGGUAGUAUAAUUUUUGGGAUCAUAGCCGAUAAAUAUGGAAGAAAGACUCCCCUUAUGAUCGGCAUAACGAUGCAGUGCAUCAUGAGUUAUAUCACCAGCGUAUUGCCGUCUUACGCCAUAUUCCUCGUCUGCUGGUUCAUCUUGGCUAUAGCCUCUGGUGGUAUUGGUAUCAUAUCGUUUGUUAUCAGUAUGGAGGUUGUGGGAGGUAAGUGGCGAACAAUAAUACCCAUCUUGUACCAAUUGCCUUUUGGGCUUGGGAACACUGUAAUGGCAAUUUUGGCUUACUGGCUGAGGGACUGGAGGAAGCUAGAGUUUGCUUUGGCCACUUUAUCCUCAUUCUACAUGUUCUACUGGGUAUUCAUACCAGAGUCACCAAAAUGGCUGAUUGCUACGGCACAAAAUGAAAAGGCUUUAGAAGUACUACAUAAGGCUGCGCAGCAAAAUAACAGGGAACAAUACUUUGAAGAGAACAAAGAUUCAUUGCAGAAAUGUAAAAAACAAGUACGAGAUGAUCCAGGAUUUAUGACUUUUAUGAAGUCUGAAAGUAUGAGAUUGAAAACGAUGCUUUUAUCGAUAAAUUGGUUCUGUACUGGAUUAGCUUUCUUCUCAUUUUCCCAGUACCUCGGUUUUAUCGGCGGGAACAUUUUCCUAACGGUCGCAAUAAGUGGCAUCAUUUCAGUGUCGGGCGGGUUAAUUUGUCUUUAUAUUGUGACUAGAGUUGGACGGAAGACAACCGUGUGGAUAUUUCAAAUAAUAACGGCUUUCUGUUUUGUAUUUAUCUUCUGUAUACCGAAGGAUGUAUUUGCUAAUGACUGGCCAAGACUUCUAUUCGCCGGAUUGGGUUUUGCAGGCUUAUCCGGCACUGUACCAGCUCUGUAUUUAUUUUCCGGCGAGCUUUUUCCGACCAUAGGCCGUAACUCCGGCGUGGCUGGCGUGACCACGUUCGCGCGCAUCGCCGCUAUGGUGGCCCCUGCCGUCGUGAGCUUGGACGAGUUAAUGCCGGACCUGCCGCUGGCCCUGCUGGCUGUUAUGUCGUUCGGGCAGUUAGCCCUGCUAGGGCCGCUACCUGAAACUAAAGAUCAGCCACUGCCAGAUACUUUAGCAGAAGCUGAACAGUUUAAUAAAAGGAAAUCUAGAACGAGACAUGAAACUAGCAAGGAAAGAAUUAAAGACAUCAUGAUGCAGAAGUUUUAUUCUUAUACAAGUGAUUGACAACCAUAGUUUUUACAUUUAUGUUAUACUUAUUAUAUUGGG
Messenger RNA from Maniola jurtina (meadow brown), 2050 nucleotides. Its product is annotated as organic cation transporter protein-like. Gene Ontology annotation, molecular function: transmembrane transporter activity. Gene Ontology annotation, cellular component: membrane. Gene Ontology annotation, biological process: transmembrane transport. The record is from RefSeq and is a predicted model, not a curated record. The transcript is spliced from 9 exons. NCBI's taxonomy places the organism in Eukaryota, Metazoa, Arthropoda, Insecta, Lepidoptera, Nymphalidae. The coding region runs from base 260 to 2008 and encodes 582 amino acids.